AACGCGCUCGACACACAGUUCUUAAUCACCUUCCGGCGAGGUCACUCGUUUGUGUAGAAAACACACUUGAUGGUUUGUGAAAAAAAAACAUUAACAAAGUUUUCAAAGAAUGGGAUGCUUUAAAAUAGGGGCUUUCUGGCUUAUGGUCAACCUAAUAAGCAUUGAUGCAGAUACAUCUGCAGGUGGAAUACAAGCGGAGUGUCUUGGAAAUAGGGUGCAGUUUACUGUCCCAAGCUCUCUGAGUAAAGGGAGCCCUUUAGAGGUUUAUGCAGUCAAUAACGCACAGACCGUCUUUCUCACACCUCACCUGGCGGCUCAGUGUGGCUACACACAGAAACUGGAUCCUUGGGGGAAUACGAUAGUGUCGGCUUCCCUAAAGAGUUGUUUUGCAGAGAAACAGGGAGACAAGGAAUAUAAAGUAGCCAUACAGGUUAAAUUCUAUGAAUUCCCCAUGCUAUCUGCGAAAGUCCUUGAAGCGUCCAAGUCCUGCAGUCACACUGUGGUUUCACGUGAGAUUAUGUGUGAGACAAACUUCAUGGAGGUGUCUGUAAGGAUUGCUAUACCAGAAUUCAAGGAAGCACCAGCGAAAGGAGCGCCCACAGUUCUACCUAACUUGCAACUCUGGAAAAUCUUACUCUACACCCCUGGAGAGAAGGCUUUUGAUCGAGAGACCCUCCAAGGGAUGGGCUACAACGUUUACAUUUCUCCAACACGGCUGGUCAUGCGAAGCCCAUACAACAUGGCCGAAAACUUUUUCCUAAACGUUGACGAUGUUGAUAUGAUUGUGUUCAAAUCAGUGGUUCUGUUCAGAGAUCGCUGGAUGAUGGCUAUAGUGGAGUCGACAGCUGCCUGUCCAACUAAUGGAGCUUCUGUUGUGGGUCAGAUGAUUUCUUGGCGGUUUCCUCUGCACUUAACUCCUCUAAUGUCCUCAGAAGUUGAAAUCCUGGAGGUGCACAUGGGCAUUGAUGGUAGAAGGCUCACAUCUGAAGAGAUGAGUACCCGUAACUACAGCAUGGCCUUCACAGAGUCCCAUAUAGUUGUUGAGAUUCCUAUUGGGGCUCCUGGUGGAUACUACAAGAGCCAUGCUGUUGAGAACCAGUACCAUAUAAGUUACACCAUUGAACCCAUGGUUGAGCUUAUGUGGAUGGAGGGUCAGGAUAAGACCACGUAUAAGGUCUUAUUCCCCAUCACCACCCCUUUGACACCAUGGCCCCCCCAAAUCACAGACAACACUAAACCCAAGCAGAAGGUGUUUGAAGCAUUGCUGGGUUACUUUCUACCUGAUGUGGUGCUGCUGAAUAUCACCUUUGGCUCGGAAUUGCUCGCUGUCUCUGAGGCCAUUGCUAAAGGCAUCGGCCUGGAAGAGAAAAUCUUCCCCAAUGGCUCCAAAGCCAUUGCUCUCCAGGUUCCCUUCUCUCCACCUUAUGUUGAAGAAAAGAUUCUUCGCGCUGAUAGAAGAACCUACUUUCUUUCUCUUGUCUUUGGUUUCAUCAUCUUACCUGAACGGGCAUCAUUUUCAUACUCAACAGUACUAGAAGCUUCUUUAAGUGACAUUGUCAGUCCAAAGGCAGGGGGAGGAUGCGUUGAGGAUAUCUUCAACAUUCAUGUCAAAUAUGGAAGCACCCCAAGAUCCCAAUUACAGAUCAAACUGGGACAGGUGGAGCUGAGUGAUGAAGUAUUACAGGAGUAUGAGCACAAUUCAAAUGAAACCCAUUUCACCAUUGUUGUGCCAUUCCUAGCCCCACUCGUGGCUUUAGAGUCUGUUCAGGUGACCGGAGUCCUGGGAAGAAUUGAUGUGGAACUUUACGAUACCUUGAAUAACCUGCAUGUCAACGAUUUCUCCCUUGUCUGCCCCUUUUUUGUAAAAAUGGCAGAGUGUUUUUCUAAUGGAACGAUUAGUGUGGUGAUUCCCAAAUUGGAAUCUGUACCACAUCUGCUUCCUGGUGAACUCUCUCUAAGAGACCCGGCCUGCAAACCCUACUACAAUGAAGACCACUUUGCUUUUUUCCGCUUUGAUGUCACCACUUGUGGAACCACGCGAACGUUUGACGAGGACACCAUGAAAUAUGAGAAUGAAGUCACUUGGAAGACAGAUGAACCUUUGCCUCAGACCUCUGCAUUCCAACCUGAGCCAGAAUACAGGAUCUUCGUGUCCUGCGUUUAUAGCGCAAACUCCACCCAAAGCAUGAUGUUCCAUGUGGUUCCACAAAUUAAAGAGCCGGAGGCUGAUGUUGGGAAGGGUGAACUCACUGUUAGCUUGAGGCUUUCUCAUGAUAUGGUCUACAGACUCUUCUAUCACGAUGGCGACUACCCUGUUUUAAAGUUUCUGAAACAGCCUUUGUAUUUUGAGGUGGGUAUGAAUCACUCCAAGGACUCAAGGGUAGCAGUGGGCCUGGAAAACUGUUGGGCAACGCUCACCAAGGACAGAGAAUCCCAACCUAAAUGGGAUUUAAUUGUUGAUGGAUGUCCGAAUCCUAAAGACCCUGAACAGACAAUCAUCCAUCCUGUAAGUGAAGAUAACAGAGUGGACAUCCCAGAUCACUUCAAGAGAUUUGAGGUUAAAGCACUUACUUUGAGAGAGGAUAAUGGGAUUAUUGAAAGUGAGGAUGCCAACAUGGCCAGACGGGUAUUUGUCCACUGUGACGUUGUCAUAUGUCAUGCUAAAAACACUGCUGAUGGACGGUGUUACAAACAGUGUGGGACGAAUCGGCAUCAGAUCGAGAGCAGCUCAAAACGGGUUCGUAGAAGAUCAAGCUUUUCAGAGGAAGACGUGCAGCAUGUGUCUGCUGGCCCUAUUCUGUUGAUAUGAACAUGUAAGUGCAUUUUAGUUUUCCAGUUUAUCUCUGGAAAUGCACUUUAAUACUUCUGAAGGCAUCAGCACAAGGAGACUUGUUUUUUUUUUUGUUUGUUUGUUUUUACACCGCUUGGUGCAACAUUGAACUCAAACUUGUUAUGUAGCUGAUGCAGAUGAUGCUGUGGACAUGUUCUGUGACGAAUCGCAUAUCUGCCGUGUGAGACUUCAAAAGUAAUUUCUCACAAAUAAAAUAUCUGGCAUUUUUGCAAGGACAAAUUACUGGCACUCACAUUGCAGUUACGUUGAAUAAA
Messenger RNA from Pimephales promelas (fathead minnow), 3105 nucleotides. It is a transcript of the gene zpax2, whose product is annotated as zona pellucida protein AX 2. The record is from RefSeq and is a predicted model, not a curated record. Lineage: Eukaryota; Metazoa; Chordata; Actinopteri; Cypriniformes; Leuciscidae.